Messenger RNA from Prosopis cineraria, 897 nucleotides. RefSeq names its product BAHD acyltransferase BIA1-like. The transcript is spliced from 2 exons. The record is from RefSeq and is a predicted model, not a curated record. Lineage: Eukaryota; Viridiplantae; Streptophyta; Magnoliopsida; Fabales; Fabaceae. The coding region runs from base 1 to 897 and encodes 298 amino acids.
AUGUUAUUGUCAAACGGUUUCUUUAUUCUUUGUCCAGUUCACAAUGUUCGGUUGUGGUGGGACAGCCAUAGGAAUUUGCAUCAGCCACAAGAUUUCCGAUCUAGCGACCUUCCUCACAAUCCUUCAGAGCUGGACCGCCGCCUGUCGGGGAGCUGGAGAUCCUCGACAAGUUCACGACCAGACGGUUCGUUUCAGUCCUUCCAUGGUGGAGCACUCAAGCGCGGAAUAGAAACCGCUCUCGGAAAAGACAACGAUCAGUUUCGCCCGUCGCGCGUCGAGGUAGUGCUUGCGUUGAUUUGGAGAUGCGCAGUGCUAUCUCACAGUUCCAAAACGGGGUUGUUCAAGCGGUCGGCCAUGUUCCAAGGCGUGAAUCUCCGUCCCCGAAUGGAGCCUCCGGUGCCGGCGACGGUGAUCGGGAAUCUCGUGUUGCCUUUCGUGGUGAUGGUGGAGGAAGAGAAGGAGAUGGAAUUGCACGAGGUGGUGAAGAAGAUGAGGAAAGGAAUGAAGGAGUUCAUAGAGAAGAAGGCAAGAAAGUUCAAAGAAGGAGAUGGGGUUGAAGCAGUAAUGGAGUUUCUGAAGGAGAGAGGAGAGAUGAUGAAGAAGAAGAAGGAGGAGACAGUGGUUUAUAAGUGUUCGAGUUGGUGUAGGUCGGCAUUGUACGACGUGGAUUAUGGGUGGGGGAACCCUGUGUGGAUGUCGAGUGUGAACAAGAUGGUGAGCAAUACAGUGGCUUUGCUGGAUUCCAGAGAUGGUGGGGUUGAAGCCCUGGUGACUCUGGACGAGCAAGAGAUGAAGAUCUUUGAACAUCAUCAAGAGAUACUUCAUUAUGCUCAGCUUAAUCCCAGCAUGGUUCUUCCACCUUCUAAGCCUAAACCUUUUAUCAGUGCAUCACUGUGA